AUGAGAUGCGCCGUCGCUACACUGCGCGCAGAUACUAGGUUUGCCAGCCUGAAGCGCGUCUGCCAAUACCAUCGGUUCAAUCAUCGAAUCCCUCGUGGGUUCCAUUCAUCAACUUGUAGAUACCAGCUCCCUGAGGGCACGGGGUCUGACCCACGGCUGGAAGGGCUGGGGAAAGUCAUUGAGGAUGAAUAUGCGGUGAUUCGGGAAGUUUAUGAUACCCCAAAGCAUGCCAUUGUCCUAGCCCAUGGGCUUCUUGGAUUUGAUGAAUUGCGCCUUGCUGGCCCUUACUUUCCUGGUGUGCAAUACUGGCGCGGCAUUAAAGAGGCGCUGUCAGUGAAAGGAAUUGAGGUCAUCACCGCUACAGUACCUCCUUCAGGCUCCAUUGAAGCACGUGCUGAGGAACUAGCAAAGGAUAUUGCUGCUGGUGCUCAAGGGAAGGCUGUUAAUAUUAUUGCGGGUGAGACAUUCAUGUCAAACGGAAUAGUCCUUUACAUAUUGAUCCAUAUUCCAGAGGGCUUGACUCCCGAUAUAUGA
Aspergillus oryzae RIB40 is the source of this 534-nucleotide messenger RNA. Its product is annotated as triglyceride lipase. The transcript has 3 exons. The record is from RefSeq and is a predicted model, not a curated record. The coding region runs from base 1 to 534 and encodes 177 amino acids. NCBI's taxonomy places the organism in Eukaryota, Fungi, Ascomycota, Eurotiomycetes, Eurotiales, Aspergillaceae.